AUGACAGAGCUGGCGGCGUCGCUCUGCUGCAGCUCCGUCUCUACGCACAGUGACGCUACAGCUAGCAUUAGCAUUAGCUCCCGUCUCGGCCAGCCGGAGUCACAGCAGCCGGCGGCUCCUGGAUCAUUUUCACCCCGAGGACCCGCCUGUAUUCUGGGGGCUUUUUAUACAUCGUGUCGCGGUGCCUCUCCCACACGUAACACUACGAGCUCUGAGGGAAGCGGUCGGCCUUCAGGAGGAGGAGGAGGAGAGCAUGAGGAGAUGAAUGGAGUCAAAGUGGAAGCAGAGCAAAGAGGAGAUGACGUUCAGCAGCUUCCUGUCGAGGGAGCGGGAGCUGUUUCGGACCCCGAUGAUCCGACUCCACCGGACGAGCCGGGACAAAUUCCCCGCAGCCGUCAGUCAAAGCGCCGUCACCGCUGCUCGGUAUGUGGACGAGAGUUUUCUCACCCGUGCCGCCUGGCAGAACACAUGAUCACACACUCUGGAGACAAACCUCACAGCUGCUCCGUGUGCGGGAAACGCUUCACCAAGAAGAUCAACAUGGUGGUGCACCAGAGAGUUCACACGGGGGAGAGGCCGUACUCCUGCGCCGACUGUGGUGUCAGCUACGCCCAGCUGGCCUGCCUGCAGAGGCACCGGCUGCGUCACGCUGCAGAGAAACCGCACCGCUGCUCGGUGUGCGGCCACGGCUUCAUUCAGCGCCGAUAUCUGGUCCAACAUGAACGCACGCACACCGGUGAGAGGCCGUUCUCCUGCCCGCUGUGCCCAAAACGCUUCGCCUCCAAGAAAGGCCUCAGCGAUCACCAGAAAACCCACGCGGAGGAGAACCUCCACUGCUGCGCCAUCUGCAAGAAGCUUUUCUCCACGCCGUCGUCCUUCAGAGAUCACGUGAGGCUGCACACGGGACAGAAGCCUCAUCCCUGCUCGCUGUGCUGCAAGAGCUUCAACCGGCCGGGUCUGCUGAGGAAACACCUGCAGAAACACGCCGAGGAGAAGACGGAGGCAGCUGGAGGCAGACAGGAAACGCCUCAUCGCUGCUUCCUGUGUCAGAAAGACUUCUCCACCACAGAGAAGCUGCGGCAGCACGAGCUGCUCCACCAGAGGGCGCUGCAGUUCGUGUGCGACAUCUGCGGCCGAGGUUUCACCCGAGCGUCCAACCUGCAGGAUCACGUGAGGUCUCACACCGGAGAGAGACCGUUCCAGUGCCACGUCUGCAAGAAACGCUUCUCCCUGCAGAGAGUCCUCAGGAAGCACCAGGAGAUCCACCGCAGGGGCUCACCAAACACCGGCACACCCAGAGACAGCACACAUGAGCAGGUGACGGUCACAUGA
Scomber japonicus (chub mackerel) is the source of this 1332-nucleotide messenger RNA. RefSeq names its product endothelial zinc finger protein induced by tumor necrosis factor alpha-like. Gene Ontology annotation, molecular function: DNA-binding transcription activator activity, RNA polymerase II-specific; RNA polymerase II cis-regulatory region sequence-specific DNA binding. NCBI's taxonomy places the organism in Eukaryota, Metazoa, Chordata, Actinopteri, Scombriformes, Scombridae. The transcript is spliced from 4 exons. The record is from RefSeq and is a predicted model, not a curated record. Bases 1 to 1332 code for a protein of 443 amino acids. Gene Ontology annotation, cellular component: nucleus. Gene Ontology annotation, biological process: regulation of transcription by RNA polymerase II.